Limulus polyphemus (Atlantic horseshoe crab) is the source of this 1206-nucleotide messenger RNA. Its product is annotated as prolyl 4-hydroxylase subunit alpha-1-like. Gene Ontology annotation, molecular function: L-ascorbic acid binding; iron ion binding; procollagen-proline 4-dioxygenase activity. NCBI's taxonomy places the organism in Eukaryota, Metazoa, Arthropoda, Merostomata, Xiphosura, Limulidae. The transcript is spliced from 12 exons. Gene Ontology annotation, cellular component: endoplasmic reticulum. The record is from RefSeq and is a predicted model, not a curated record. Bases 104 to 1159 code for a protein of 351 amino acids. Gene Ontology annotation, biological process: peptidyl-proline hydroxylation to 4-hydroxy-L-proline.
ACUCACUCAGCCAAAUGAAUCCGACCUCGACAGUACUGCCCUCACAUUGAUUCGAUUACAAACAGUUUUUGGGAUAAGUGCAAAAACACUGAUUCAAGAAAAGAUGGAUGAUAACAGAGACGGCUUAAGGUUUGCAGCGAGCGAUUGUUUUCGACUUGGAAAACAAGCGGCCAUUAGUAUGAACUUUUCACUUGCAUCAGAGUGGUAUCAAGAGGGAUUAUUCAUCAAAGAAAAAGAAUUCCAGGCUGUACCAGUGCUUAGCAGCUUUUUUAAGAAGGAAGUAGACAUGGGCAUGAAUUUGGUGAAAGGCCUGAUAGCCAACGGUCCUGAUCUUGAACGUCUACUGAGGAAGGCCAUUGCACAAACUCCUACCAAAGUGUUAAACGUAUCCAGUAUUGCGCAAGGCAUCCCAGCGCAUUAUUUUUCGGAAAGAAAAGAAGACAAAUCCAUCCAUGAACAUAUCAGGAUGUGGGAGAGUUACAUUCGACUUUGUAGGGGAGAAGAUCUAAGGUCACACAUGGUGAAAGCAGGUUUAAAGUGUGUUCACAUUUCGGAAUACAAUUCAGCCAAUUACUUCAAGCCGUUAAAAAUGGAAGUUGUUUGGACGGAUCCUCUGAUCGCACUUUAUCAUGGCGUUAUUAGAGAAAAAGAGAUUGAAACUCUGAAGAAACUGUCUAUGCCAAAGUUACAAGCGCAAGAAACUGCCAACAAGACGUGCAAGUACCUUGAUGAGAACUUCCACCACACCAGUAAAAUCACAUUUCUAGAGGAUACGGAGCACCCCCUUGUGGUGAGACUAUCGAAAACAAUUACAGCCAUCACUGGUAUGGAGACGCAUGGUGCUUUACAGGUGGUGAACUAUGGUUUCGGAGGGCAUUUCGUCACACAUGUUGAUGAUUCGAACGAUGAGAAGGAUUAUAGCAGUGACAAAUCUGGAGCCAAAAUAAUGUUUUUCCUCAAUGACGUAAAAAAAGGAGGUUCUACGGUUUUCCCGAAAAUUGGAGUUGGAGUCGUGCCAACAAAAGGAGCAGCCCUUUUAUGGUACGACUUUCCCCAAAAUGGCGAAAAAUGUGUUAGAACAAUGCAAACCACUUGCCCAGUACUUAUGGGAACAAAAUGGGUUGCAAGUAAGUGGAUGAGGAAAGUGGGAACGAGAUGACACUGCAAAAUAAAUUCGUAACUUUAAAUAAAAAAGGUUUGUGUGCA